AUCAAAACAAAUCAGACUUGGCCCAAAAGGAAGUGCGACAACUUCGCUUCGGACCAACUUCUGAUAGUUUAUUGUUCUUUCUACUCCUUUCUUUUCUGUUUUUCGCCGGUAGAACUUCGUCGCCGACGGUUUCAGGAUGGUGAAAGUGUCGUUUAACGCCGCUCUGGCCCAGAAAGAUGUGAAGAAAGAUGCUGAAACUCUGAUCCCCGAGGAGGACACGGAUGCGGAGGCGGCUCUGCUGGUGCGUCGCCAGUCUCGGACCUGGUGCUGGUGCAUGUGCCUGGGUCUGGCCCUCAUGCUGUCUGGUGUGGUUGUAGCAGGAGCCUACCUGUACCGCUACUACAUCCUGGAGGUGAACAAAAGCCCCUACAGCAGUGGGGACGUACCUCAACAGGAAGAUCAGGUCUUCUUUUGUGGCGUGAACUACAAUGAGGAGGACUACAUGGUCCCUGAGGAGGAGGAGAUGGAGCUGCCCAAGAAGCUCCUUCAGAAGCAGCUGGAGGAGAGGAUCACUGUGCUGGAGCGGGAGCAGGUGGAGCUGAUCAAAGUGCCCGUGCCUGACUUUGAAGAUGGAGACCCUGCAGAUAUUGUCCAUGACUUCCAGAGGAGGUUGACUGCUUAUCUUGAUCUGAAUCUGAACAAAUGUUACGUCAUCCCACUCAACACCUCCAUCGUCAUGCCUCCCAGAGACCUGCUGGAUCUGCUCAUCAAUGUAAAGGCCGGCACCUACCUGCCUCAGUCGUACCUUAUCCAUGAGGAGAUGGUGGUGACGGAGCGUCUGGAGCACGUCGACCAGCUUGGGUACUUCAUCUACAAUCUGUGCCGUGGCAAACCGACCUACAAGCUGCAGCGCAGGGACAGAAUCCUGGGUAUCCAAAAGCGUGAAGCUCUCAACUGCCACAAGAUUCGUCACUUCGAGAACAAGUUUGUGGUGGAAACUUUGAUCUGCGAGCCUUAAGAUGCCUCAGCACAGCUUUUAAAGUCAUCUAUCUGUUUUCUGUUCUGCAAUAAAAUAGUUUGAGCAAGUGAGGGGAGUGAAAUGUGAAGCUGUUUGGCAAAUAUCUACUGAAUGUUAAUUAAAACAAAAAAAGGUAAAGCUUAUUUUUCUUCUUUCUGUGUGGGAAUCAUCUAGUACUCUUAUUCCAGGAAAUACCUAGCUUAAAGUCUUCUGAAUAUUCACAUAUAAAUUAUUUUAAUCAAAACAGCAGGAGAAAUAGCAAACAUUUGCUCUUAUAGAUAUGGGCUAAUCUACUAUUUGCAGUUCUUUCAGUUUCAAUAUCAAACCUUAGAAAACAGGACAACCUUUGUACCAUUGAUUCUGGUUUUUGAACCGCAUCAGUCUGGGGAGACUAUAUAUAUUUUUUGUUUGUCUGCUGUAGCUAAUGAUAUACUGCACCAGUUGUUUCUAACUGGAAAACAUUCUUAAUGUAAGAUUAUGAAACUGCUUCUUUUUUUAACUCUUGGGAAAAAAAAAAACAGGAAAAAGUGGAGAGAGAAAUCCGAAGGA
Messenger RNA from Girardinichthys multiradiatus, 1507 nucleotides. Its product is annotated as integral membrane protein 2B-like. The record is from RefSeq and is a predicted model, not a curated record. Gene Ontology annotation, molecular function: amyloid-beta binding. The transcript is spliced from 7 exons. The coding region runs from base 137 to 958 and encodes 273 amino acids. Gene Ontology annotation, cellular component: Golgi apparatus; extracellular exosome; plasma membrane. Gene Ontology annotation, biological process: negative regulation of amyloid precursor protein biosynthetic process. Lineage: Eukaryota; Metazoa; Chordata; Actinopteri; Cyprinodontiformes; Goodeidae.